UCUCUCUCUCUCUGUGUCAGUGUGUCAGGGGAUGAGUAACCAGCUGACGUUGUUGGGGACUCAUGAGAAUCACCAUGACAACCUGGUGAGGAUGUACUCAAACUGCUCCGUGGUUCUGGAGAACCUGGAGGUGACGUACGCUCGGCAGCAUCACGACCUGUCGUUCCUCCAGGUGCUACUCACGAAGCUGCAAUGUGCCAAACAGUGCAGCAGAAGGUGUCGAGGUCCGAAGCCCAUGGACUGCUGUAAUGAACAUUGUGCAGCCGGCUGCACCGGACCUCGAGCCACCGACUGUCUGGCCUGCAGGGACUUUAAUGAUGACGGGACGUGUAAAAACACGUGUCCUCCUCCAACACUCUACAACAUCAAAACCCACCAGGUGGUCAACAACCCAAAUGCCAAGUUCACCUUUGGGGCGAUCUGUGUCACGUCCUGCCCACAUAACUACGUGGUGACAGAGGGAUCCUGUGUUCGAACCUGCAGCGCUGGAAUGUUCGAGGUUGAGGAGGACGGAGUCCAACGUUGCAAAACGUGUGGCGGGCCCUGUCCCAAAGUUUGUGACGGAGUGGGGUUCGGCUCUCUGAUGAACACCAUGGCUGUGAACGCCUCCAACAUCGAAUCCUUCAGGAACUGCACCAAAAUCAAUGGAGACGUCUCGCUCAUCGAAACUUCAUUCACCGGAGAUGCGCAUUAUAAGAUCCCGCCCAUGGACCCUGUGAAGCUGGAAUAUUUUAGGACAGUCAAGGAAAUCACCGGUUAUCUGCUGAUCCAGUCAUGGCCGGAGAACCUGACCUCUCUGUCUGUGUUCGAGAACCUGGAGAUCAUCAGAGGGAGAUCCAAGCACUCUCAACCCAGUUUGUCGGUGGUGACAGCCAAGCACCUCCGCUGGCUGGGCCUGCGCUCCUUGAAGGAGGUGAGCGCUGGGAGGGUGUUGGUGAGGGGCAACCUCCAGCUCUGCUACACUCGACGUGAACAGUGGGCCCGCCUCUUCAAAUCCAUUGACCAGACCGUCAACAUGCGUGACAAUGCUGACCUCAGAGACUGUGAGCAACAGAAUCGAACCUGUGAUGAGGAGUGUGCAGAUGGGGGCUGCUGGGGUCCAGGUCCCACCAUGUGUGUCUCCUGUCGACAUUUUGACCGAAAGCGGCGCUGUGUGUCCUUCUGCAACCUGCUGCAGGGGUGAGCGAGCAGAG
Paralichthys olivaceus (Japanese flounder) is the source of this 1193-nucleotide messenger RNA. NCBI's taxonomy places the organism in Eukaryota, Metazoa, Chordata, Actinopteri, Pleuronectiformes, Paralichthyidae. The record is from RefSeq and is a predicted model, not a curated record.